Aureobasidium uvarum is the source of this 1716-nucleotide messenger RNA. NCBI's taxonomy places the organism in Eukaryota, Fungi, Ascomycota, Dothideomycetes, Dothideales, Saccotheciaceae. The record is from the annotation of a GenBank genome assembly.
AUGUCUAAUGUCGCCGUGUCUACCCCGCCUAGCCAUCCACUCCUGCAAGCUCGUGCCUCGUCCCAAAACUUGCCAGAUGCUGGCUUACGAGGUCUUGACCACUACUCCCGUAAGCUUCCCAAAUGGCGCUAUCGUCUAAGGCAAUCCCUUCUUCCCAUUGUUCGAUGGGAAACACCAUAUCUGGCCAAGGUUCAACAGACCUGUCGAACUCCCUUCCUUGAUUCUUACUUUGCAAUGACGGCGAACCUUGGUACCCAUACUUUCUUUAUGGCUGCCCUUCCUGUAUGCUUUUGGUGUGGCUACACUGGCGUCGGUAGAGCCUUGGUGCACAUGCUUGCCUUGGGUGUCUUCCUGAGCGGUUGGAUCAAGGAUCUGGUAUGCUUACCGAGACCUCUAUCUCCUCCUCUACAAAGAAUCACAAUGUCUGGUUCUGCUGCUCUGGAGUAUGGCUUCCCCUCGACGCACUCGACAAAUGCUGUAUCUGUAGCCCUCUACUUUCUAUACCAGCUGCAUACCUCGACUGAUCAGGUUGCUUCACCGCAAAGGAUCCUUGGCUUGUGUCUUGGAUACUUUUAUGCAAUUUCUAUCGUGCUUGGCCGCAUGUACUGUGGUAUGCAUGGCUUCUUUGACGUAAUCGUAGGUAGCGCUCUUGGUGCAUUGAUUGCUGUACUCCAACUCGCGUAUGGCACGCCCUUCGAUGACUGGAUAGCCGCGGGAUCAUGGACUCAUCCGGCACUAGUCUUCUUGAUUGUCCUUCUUGCGGUACGAUUUCAUCCAGAGCCGGCUGAUAACUGCCCUUGUUAUGACGACAGUGUUGCUUUUGCUGCUGUCGUACUAGGAUGCCAGCUGGGACAUUGGCAUUUUGCAGGAACCAGUAUCGCAGUUGUUGGUGAGGCUCCGGCUACAGUCUUCUUCAGCCUUGAGAAGCUCGGAUGGUUGAAAACUCUUGCGCGUGUCGUUGGCGGCGUUGUAAUUGUCUUCCUCUGGAGAGCUACGAUGAAGCCGCUUCUUCUGAGAUACCUUCCUCCGCUUUUCCGAUUCCUCGAAACUGGUGGUGCGACUCUGCCCCGACGAUUUUUUACACGAGCAAGCGAGUACAAGAGAGUCCCACCUCUUCGACAAGACGACAACGUUAUCCCAUCUGCUUCGGACAUUCCCGGAAUGCUGUCUAACCUCCGUCAUCCUCGCAAACGUGGAAUCUCGAUUGGACCACAGUCAGAGGCAGAUGCACGUGAAUUCAUCGCCAACAGAGAGCGAAAGCGCAGAGAAAGUCGUUCAUCUGCAGAUGGAAACGAUGCUCGACCUCAGCUCAUCAAGCCACCGGGCGGGCCCUUCUACAACUUAGAAGAAGAGCCAAGCGCCACGAAGCAAAGGCGCUAUGAGGACAAUUCGGAGUCGUUCGGGGUGGCUACGCCACUUGCGACGCCUGGCAAGAAGGGCGACCUUCUCAGGCCUGACCCAUUUAAUGCUUUGCCCCUGACGCCGCCAGGAAGCGAUAGUGGCAACGGAAGUGAUGCAGGAAGGGAAGAAAAGGAAGAGCGGGAGGAUGCAGAGCAAGACCACCAGAUGUUCCUUGCACUGGCAAAACCACGAGUGCGAUACGAUGUCGAAGUUGUGACCAAGCUGGUUAUCUAUGCAGGCAUUGCUUGGCUUGCAGUAGAAGGUAAUCCUCUGCUAUUCGAGAUCACCGGGAUUGGCAAAAACAGUGUGAUAUGA